This is a messenger RNA of Parnassius apollo (apollo), 423 nucleotides long. Lineage: Eukaryota; Metazoa; Arthropoda; Insecta; Lepidoptera; Papilionidae. The record is from the annotation of a GenBank genome assembly.
AUGAAAUUCCUAGUCGUCUUUGCCGCGGCCUUCGCCCUGGUUAGCGCUGAUGUUUCCCACAUCGUAAGAAUCGAUGAAUCUCAAGCGCCCAUUCUCAAGUCUGAUUUUGAUAUCAGCCCCCAAGGAUCUUACCAAUGGGAAUAUGAAACCGGCAAUGGCAUCUCCGCCCAGGCUGUAGGUACCGUAAGGAACCCCGAAUCUGAAAUUGCUUCUAUUGAGGUUAAGGGAUCCGCCCGUUACACCUCCCCUGAAGGAGAGCCCAUUGAACUGACCUACGUUGCCGACGAGAACGGUUACCAUCCCCAGAGCAACUCCAUCCCCGUGCCCCCACCGAUUCCUGCGCUCAUCCUGCGCAGCUUGGAGUACAUCGCAGCCCACCCCCCACCACCAGCACCAGAGUACGUCAGGAAGCCCCUCAACUAA